Molecule: messenger RNA, 3139 nt
Organism: Sus scrofa (pig)
Lineage: Eukaryota; Metazoa; Chordata; Mammalia; Artiodactyla; Suidae
Gene: OCRL
Product: OCRL inositol polyphosphate-5-phosphatase
Biological process (GO): signal transduction; phosphatidylinositol dephosphorylation
Cellular component (GO): membrane; cytoplasm
Molecular function (GO): inositol phosphate phosphatase activity; phosphatidylinositol-4,5-bisphosphate 5-phosphatase activity
Source: RefSeq, a predicted model, not a curated record
CCGGCUCCCGGCCUGGAGCCGUUUCUCUAAGGACGCGCAGCCGAGGCGAGGGGGUGUGAGGACGCGGGAGGCCGUGUCGUCGGAUCCGCCCGCAGUCCGCAGCCCCGCCGAGCCUGGAAGCCGCCGGGAUGGAGCCGCCGCUCCCGGUUGGAGCCCAGCCCCUCGCCACUCUCGAGGGUAUGGAGAUGAAGGGUCCUCUCCGGGAGCCCUGCGCCCUGACCCUAGUCCAGAGGAACGGGCAGUAUGAGCUAAUAAUCCGGUUGCACAAGAAGGAAGAGCUUGUUCAAGAUAUCAUUCCUAUAAAUAGCCAUUUUAGAUGUGUUCAAGAAGCGGAAGAAACUCUUUUGAUUGACAUAGCCUCAAACAGUGGCUGCAAAAUUCGGGUUCAAGGGGACUGGACCAGAGAGCGCCGCUUUGAAAUCCCUGAUGAGGAACACUGUUUGAAGUUUCUCUCAGAGGUCCUUGCUGCUCAGGAAGCACAGUCACAACUUCUUGUUCCAGAGCAAAAGGACUCAUCCAGCUGGUACCAGAAAUUGGAAACUAAGGACAAAACUGUGUUUUCAGGGCUUCUUGAAUUUGAGGAUAAUUUUUCAUCUAUGAAUUUGGACAAGAAAAUAAAUUUGCAGAAUCCACCUACGGGGGUUCAUCGGGAACCUCCACCCCCACCCUCUUCAGGGAAUAGAAUGCUUCCACGUGAAAAAGAAGCUUCUAACAAGGAACAGCCCAAAGUGACCGACACCAUGAGGAAGCUGUUUGUACCAAACACCCAGUCUGGGCAGCGGGAGGGUCUCAUCAAACACAUCCUGGCAAAGCGAGAGAAAGAAUAUGUCGACAUUCAGACUUUCAAAUUUUUUGUUGGAACUUGGAACGUGAAUGGCCAGUCUCCAGACAGUGGGUUAGAACCUUGGCUGAACUGUGAUCCGAAUCCUCCUGAUAUCUACUGCAUUGGAUUCCAAGAGUUAGACUUGAGCACCGAAGCCUUUUUCUACUUUGAAUCUGUGAAGGAACAAGAGUGGUCUUUGGCUGUGGAGAGAGGUUUGCAUUCCAAAGCCAAGUAUAAGAAAGUUCAAGUAGUCCGCCUUGUUGGGAUGAUGCUCCUGAUAUUUGCCCGAAAGGAUCAGUGGCCAUAUAUCCGUGAUGUUGCUAAAGAAACAGUUGGAACUGGAAUCAUGGGGAAGAUGGGAAACAAAGGUGGGGUUGCUGUGAGAUUUGUGUUUCACAACACUACCUUUUGCAUUGUCAAUUCCCACCUGGCUGCCCAUGUGGAGGACUUUGAGAGAAGAAAUCAAGAUUAUAAGGACAUCUGUGCACGAAUGAGUUUUGUGGUCCCAAAUCAGACCUUCCCACAGCUGAACAUCAUGAAACACGAUGUUGUCAUCUGGUUGGGAGAUUUGAACUACAGGCUUUGCAUGCCUGAUGCCAAUGAAGUGAAGAGUCUUAUAAACAAGAAUGACCUUCACAGACUUUUGAAAUUUGACCAGCUAAAUAUUCAGCGUACACAGAAAAAAGCUUUUGCCGACUUCAUGGAAGGGGACAUCAAGUUUAUCCCUACUUAUAAGUAUGACUCUAAAACAGACCGAUGGGAUUCCAGUGGGAAAUGUCGGGUUCCAGCCUGGUGUGACCGAAUUCUUUGGAGAGGAAUUAAUGUUAAUCAGCUUCAUUACCGGAGUCACAUGGAACUGAAAACCAGUGACCACAAGCCUGUUAGCGCCCUCUUCCAUAUUGGGGUGAAGGUUGUGGAUAAACGGAGAUACCGGAAAGUGUUUGAAGAUUCUGUACGCAUCAUGGACAGAAUGGAAAAUGACUUCCUUCCUUCAUUAGAACUCAGCCGGAGGGAGUUUGUGUUUGAGAAUGUGAAGUUUCGGCAACUACAAAAGGAGAAGUUCCAGAUCAGCAACAAUGGACAGGUUCCCUGCCAUUUUUCUUUCAUCCCUAAGCUUAAUGACACCCAGUACUGCAAGCCAUGGCUUCGGGCUGAACCUUUUGAGGGCUACUUGGAGCCAAAUGAGACUGUGGACAUUUCCCUUGAUGUGUAUGUCAGCAAAGACUCUGUGACCAUCCUGAACUCAGGGGAAGAUAAGAUUGAAGAUAUUCUUGUCCUUCACUUGGACCGAGGCAAAGAUUACUUCUUGACCAUCAGUGGAAAUUACCUCCCAAGCUGUUUUGGUACAUCCUUAGAGGCUUUGUGCCGAAUGAAAAGACCAAUCCGAGAAGUUCCUGUUACCAAACUCAUAGACUUGGAAGAAGACAGCUUCCUAGAAAAGGAGAAAUCCCUUCUGCAGAUGGUUCCCUUGGAUGAAGGUGCCAGUGAGAGACCUCUUAAGGUCCCCAAGGAGAUCUGGCUUCUGGUAGAUCACUUAUUCAGAUAUGCCUGCCACCAGGAGGACCUGUUCCAAACUCCUGGAAUGCAAGAGGAGUUGCAGCAGAUCAUCGAUUGUCUGGACACCAGCAUUCCCAAGACAAUCCCUGGCAGUAACCACUCGGUGGCUGAGGCACUGCUCAUUUUCCUGGAAGCUCUGCCAGAGCCUGUUAUCUGCUACGAGCUGUAUCAGCGAUGCCUGGACUCUGCUCAGGACCCCCGGAUCUGCCGACAGGUGAUUUCCCAGCUUCCGGCAUGCCAUAGAAAUGUUUUUCGUUAUUUGAUGGCAUUCCUUCGAGAACUCUUAAAAUUCUCGGAAUACAACAACGUCAGUGCCAACAUGAUCGCUACUCUCUUCACGAGCCUCCUCCUAAGGCCUCCACCCAACCUCCUGGCAAGACAGACUCCAAGUGACCGCCAGCGUGCUACCCAGUUUCUCCUGGGUUUUCUGCUGGGAAGCGAUGAAGACUAAUGAUAAGCCUUCUCCUCUUACUACUCUCUGAGAUUCUAGAGGCGGAAGACCCUGGGCACCAAGUAUUUCAGAAUGCUUUGAAAAGUCAUGCCACAGGAAGGGUCUGUUGCAGAAAAAAUUGUGAGGCUGUUGGCAUGAAGAAGUUCUGUUUCUAGUGCAAAAGGAAGAGCGUUUCCUAAUCCCUCCCUUGCCAUAUCCUACACAGCAAGAUACUUUUAGACUUAUAUUGCCAAGCCAAAGUUACCAUAUUUUGGUGUUUUUGUGUUCUCUCUUUAUAAGGCAAAGAGAUCUGUAUUCACACUCUUUUA